GGCGAACUUUCGGGGGUCUUGACGCAGCUGGUUCACUUCUGGCUUCGUGGCUCAUUGAAUCGAUGAGGCAUCCUAUAUUUGUCGAUAACGCUAAACUGCACAAGGGUGAAAAUGUCGUACUUAAUAGCCACACUUGCGGCUGUUUUGCUGCUCACUUCAGAGGCUUCCGGGAAAACUGUUACGGGACUUUUUAAGAGCGAAGCGGCGAGACAGCAGAAGGGCCAGUUCAUCACUAAAUUCAUGUACCAAGCUGGCAGCGGUCUGCUGGUGUGCCGGGUGGACAGCUCAACGCUGGCUAAAGAGAGAGAGUCCAGACUGCUGCUGUAUCAGGAUAUGGACUCGGAGCUGGACAACCUCAGCUGCUCUGAGAGGCUCGCCAAAGCCGACGUGACCAUUACACUCAGUCAAGAAGAGCACAACCAGACAAUCCCUCGGCAGUCUUCGCCCACAGCCUGGCAGAUCCUGUAUGCUGACAGAUAUACAUGUCAGGAAAACGUAUUGAUUGCCGGCCACGCUGAUCUUGAUUUCACUGUCCUGCUGUUUAAUGCCGACUCAGCUGGAAACCCUCUGGAGCAUUUCAGUGCAGAGGAGGCAGGGCUCCACAGUUUUUACUUCCUCCUGCUGCUGGCCUACUUCAUCGCCUGCUGCAUCUACAUCCAGCCUCUGUACCAGGCUCUGAGGAAAGGAGGACCCAUGCACACCGUCCUCAAAGUACUGACCACAGCGCUGGCUUUACAGGGCUGCUCUGCGCUCUGCAACUACAUCCACUUGGCCAGGUAUUCCAGAGAUGGAAUUGGUCUUCCACUGAUGGGCAGCCUGGCUGAGUUCUGGGAUAUGGUGUCCCAGGUGUCCAUGCUGUACAUGUUACUGAGUCUGUGUAUGGGCUGGACUCUGAGCCGAGGCAGGAAGCCUCAGUCCAGACCUCUGCAGUGGGAACAGUCUCCGGCCUCCACGGCUGUAGCUGUUGGUGGAGUUAUUACACAGGCGGCGUUGCUGCUGUGGGAGCAGUAUUCAGAGUCGGAGAGUGAACACCACAGCUAUCACGCCCAGCAGAGUGUGGCCGGUCUCCUCCUCAUGGCUCUGAGAGUGGGCCUGGCCCUCCUGCUGGCCUCCAUCCUCUACCAGAUCAUCUCCACCGAGAGGAGCACCCUAAAGAGAGACUUUUAUCUCAGCUUUGCAAAGGGAUGCUUCCUGUGGUUCCUCUGUCAUCCCAUCCUCGUCCUCAUGUCUGUGAUCUUCAACGAACAUCAGAAGGAAAAGGUGGUGACCAUCGGGGUGAUCCUCUGCCAGUCCAUCUCCAUGGUCAUCCUCUACCAGCUCUUCCUGUCUCGCUCUCUUUACUGGGAGGUGUCCUCUCUUUCCUCAGUCUCCCUACCCCUCACCAUGUCCAGAACGAACCACAGGGCGCGCUACUGAGCAUGUACACAAUCACAAUUUUCCUAAUAAUGAAUAUCACGAGCUAAGGGUGGAUGUGCCAUGAUGCUGUGAGGCUUCUCCUCAAAAAAUAUGUGCUCAAAUGCUGCAGGGACUGAUUUUCUUUGCAGUUAACUGUUUCCUGGGAGAACUUCUGUAGUUACUAGGAAGCAAGUUACCAAGAAAUCAUUGAAAGAGGGUGAACAGAGGAUGAUUUAUGUACAACAACAGCCUACCUCUAGUUUUAAGUGAUUUUUGACUGGAGCCAGCAUGAGCACUGCUGAACAGGAGCAGGGGAGAACCGUCUGUCAGGCGGUUUCUUUGGUUCUCUAUGACGCCAGCCAAAAUACCACUGAAACAAAAGAAAAACGAGGACGGAUGAAGACAGCCGGCCAGGACUGAGAUUAAGGAUGCAUCACCUAGAGAGACGCAGAUGUCAGGAAAGAAAAAGGAAGCGAAGAUUUACUCCUCACAGGGCUGAACGUGGAGAUGGCUGCCCGGGCCUCACGGACGCGGGCCAAGAUUAAAAUACUCGAGAGCAUUUUACUUCUGUUCUUGGAUUUGAUUAUAACACAAACAAAAGCAUCAUCGAUUUACUAUCAAGGAAAAAACAAAGACACUAAUAUUUAGGUCUGGAUUCAAGAAGCCUUUGUCUCAUUGAGCUUUCCCUGCUCAUUAAAGCUGCAACGACUUGGAUCAAAGCCACGAAGGAUGGAAAAGUCUCAGUUUGUGUCUGAGGCUGGCGCUUUAUAUCAGAUUAAGGAUAACCCCAUGAACUAAGCAAAACCGAGGAUAUGCUACUCUCUGACUGACCUACGACCUCUAGUUUCUAUACUUAGAAACUAAGGCCUGGUUGGCUGAGCAGCCACGAAGGCUCAUUGGUGUGUUUCUGGUGCAGCUCUGUGGCACGGAGGUAUUUCGAGCCACUGUUGAUUUUGGUUUUCUCAUGCUAGCCGUUACAUGUGUUAGGAUCGAUCGAGAUGGGCAGACAGACGGAUGGACCAGCGGAAGUUUGAACAGAUGGAUGCAGCAUGUGUUCUGUAAAGCAAUGGAUUGUUACUCUGUAAACUGAGAAGGACGCGUGUACUUUGAUUGUGCAAAGCCAAAGUGAAGAAGACGAGCCAAAACAUCAGCAUUUACACACAAGCAUACAGCUGCACCUUAACUUGGGUGCUGACAUGACUUCAUGAGCUGAGAGCAUGUGAGACUCUAAAUUGUGUAGCUUAAGAUGCGUUGCAUGGCUAACCCAUUAUUAAAAAAAUCUUAAGUAUAAAAAAGAUCAGGAGGAACUUAAGUCUACUUGGUGGCUUCAAAUGAAUUUCACUGUGUAAAUACAUUCGAACCCCACACGUCCAUUCCUGUGUCAUCAAGUUAUUACUGUACAUGAGGCUCAUUAAAUGAGAUAUUAGUGUUAUAUAAGAGCCAGGCAGAACUGAACUGUACUGUCAUGUAGGACAAGUCCCACUUAGCAAACUGACAGCUAAUAUAUUUAUUAAUCAGCUAUUUAUUUCAAGAUCAGCACGUUAUAAAGAAGCUUUGGUUGCAGUUUCAUGUUUGGUAUGUUUUUGCAGAUUCUUUUUAUUUGUCUCCUAAAUCAUAAAUUGAUUCUUUUUCAUUCAUUGAAAACAAAUAAUGUAUAGUGUAGCAUUAAGGUGCAGUACGUUUACCUGGAUACAGUCAAUCCAGGUCCUUCUUCUGAGAUAGAAAAGCUGGGGUGAAAAUAUAAUUGGCAGCUUUUUAAGUAGCACAGUUGAGCCAACUUCAUCUAAAACAAACACAGACACACCUCCCAUUAUAAUUUUAAAUAUGUGCUAUAAUCCUUAUUGAAAACCAGUAUAUACUCCUCCUCAUUUAUGAAGUUCUACUUGACUAUGAGCCUGCGUGGGUUAUUUUUUAAUCUCAAAAUGUGCAACCUUGUUUAAAUCAGCUUACAGAUUGGUUUCUACUGAAAAAGUGCACGUUUUUCUUAUAUCCAUGCAUAAUUUACUGUCUGCACACAGGAUGUGAGCCAGUGCAUCCUGUAUGCAUCAUUUUGUCCUUCAAUGACAAUCUUAUUUAUGAGGCCACCAGUUAUACUGUAUACUUUAAAUGCUCAUCCUUCAGUUAGAGGCAAAGUGCAUUUUGUUUUGUAGUGUUUACAUUUCACACUUCAGUUUUCUUAUAUUAAUUUUUUUUUACAACCUGUGGAAAUAUUACACCUGUGAUCAUGACAACUGUAAUAAAAUAGAUC
Molecule: messenger RNA, 3643 nt
Organism: Oreochromis aureus
Lineage: Eukaryota; Metazoa; Chordata; Actinopteri; Cichliformes; Cichlidae
Gene: gpr180
Product: G protein-coupled receptor 180
Exons: 10
Coding region: 112-1416 (434 amino acids)
Biological process (GO): response to pheromone; G protein-coupled receptor signaling pathway
Source: RefSeq, a predicted model, not a curated record